CACACCUUGAGAAGCGCUGCACUACACCUCAAAAUAAAAAGACACUGGAAUAUUUCAAAUACGAUUAAUUAGAGACAAACAACAUAGUAGAAAAUGUUCCUGAUCAAAGCCAGUUGUUAUGCGGGCUUGCUCCUGACACUUUUGAGCUUAAAUGCUAAUGCCCAGUUUGAUCCUCACUAUGUACCGGGAAGGACUACAAUGGUACAUCUCUUUGAAUGGAAGUGGGGCGACAUUGCUACUGAAUGUGAAAAUUUCCUAGGCCCCAAAGGCUAUGGUGGCGUUCAGGUUUCACCAGUUAAUGAAAAUGUAGUUAUCGGAAACCGUCCUUGGUGGGAGCGCUAUCAACCUAUCUCCUAUCUUUUGGCCACGCGUUCGGGUAAUGAGGAACAAUUUGCUAGCAUGGUUAAGCGCUGUAACAACGCUGGUGUGCGAAUAUAUGUUGAUGUCGUCUUCAACCAUAUGUCCGGCGAUAACGCCAACGCUCGAGGAACUGGUGGCUCCGCCGCUGAUCCUAGCAGCAAGAGCUUCCCGGCUGUUCCCUAUUCCAACAAUGACUUCCACAAGUCUUGUGGCAUCAACAACUAUAACGAUGCGACUCAAGUACGUAAUUGCGAACUUUCUGGCUUGAAGGAUUUGGAUCAGAGCAAAUUAUGGGUUCAAGAUCGCGUUGUUGACUUCCUUAACAAACUCAUAAGUUUGGGUGUUGCUGGUUUCCGUGUGGAUGCAGCCAAACAUAUGUGGCCAACUGAUUUAAAGAUAAUCUAUGGCCGUGUUAACAAUUUAAGUAUCUCUCACGGCUUCGCGCCAGAUACGCGCCCUUUUAUUUUCCAAGAAGUCAUAGACUUGGGUGGAGAGGCCGUUUCCAAGAAGGAGUACACGUCUAUGGGUGUGGUUACAGAAUUUUCUCACUCCAACUCGAUUGGUAAAGUCUUCCGUGGCAAGGAUCAACUACGUUGGCUUAUCAAUUGGGGUCCCCAGUGGGGUUUCCUCAAUUCCGACCGUGCAUUAGUUUUCGUGGAUAACCAUGACAAUCAACGUGGUCACGGCGCUGGCGGUGCUGAUAUCCUCAACUACAAAACAGCGAAGCAAUACAAAAUGGCCGUUGCCUUCAUGUUGGCUCAUCCAUUUGGUAUCACACGUGUCAUGUCUUCAUUCGCCUUCGACAACACCGAUCACGGACCACCGACCACUGAUGGAAACACCAUUGCCAGCCCAAUUUUUAAUGCGGAUAAUUCUUGCGGUGGCGGUUGGGUUUGUGAGCACCGUUGGCGUCAAAUUUCCAACAUGGUUGGCUUCAGGAACGUCGUCGCGGGCACAUAUGUGCAAGACUGGUGGGAUAAUGGCAGCAACCAGAUCGCUUUCUGUCGCGGCAACAAAGGUUUCGUGGCUUUCAAUGGCGACUCAUUCAAUUUGAACACCUCUGUUCAGACCUGCUUACCAGCUGGUACAUAUUGCGAUAUUAUAUCUGGGGACAAAUCUGGCUCGCUCUGCUCAGGAAAGAGUGUUGAGGUCGGUUUUGAUGGUCGUGCCAUUAUAUCUAUCGACAGUAAUGAAGAAGAUGGUGUUUUUGCCAUACAUAUUGAUUCCAAAUUGUAAAUUCCUAACAAAUGGAAGAAAUAUGAAUAUACUUACAUAUAUCUGCAUAUA
Molecule: messenger RNA, 1647 nt
Organism: Rhagoletis zephyria (snowberry fruit fly)
Lineage: Eukaryota; Metazoa; Arthropoda; Insecta; Diptera; Tephritidae
Product: alpha-amylase A-like
Biological process (GO): carbohydrate metabolic process
Molecular function (GO): alpha-amylase activity; cation binding
Source: RefSeq, a predicted model, not a curated record